Messenger RNA from Baudoinia panamericana UAMH 10762, 1659 nucleotides. RefSeq lists its product as uncharacterized. NCBI's taxonomy places the organism in Eukaryota, Fungi, Ascomycota, Dothideomycetes, Mycosphaerellales, Teratosphaeriaceae. The record is from RefSeq and is a predicted model, not a curated record. The transcript has a single exon. Bases 212 to 1345 code for a protein of 377 amino acids.
UGAGGAUCCGUACAGGCUUGAGAAUGUUCCCGACGAGGAACCCACGCCCGGUCCCUCGACGAAAGAGUAUGGGUACUAUGAGCGACCUGCCCCGCCGGCUGCGGUGCCUCAGCACCAGUACCAGGAGCAGGAGCAGCAGAGGAGCGUUCGUCAACCGGAGACCUACCAUCCAAGGAGCCAACAGGAGCCCCCGGCGGAACAGCAGCCGGUCAUGCAACAAGCGCAGCGGACGAACUAUCAGCAAGUCCCUCAGACCACGCAAGCGCCCCAAACUUCGCAAGCUCCUCACUACUCGCAAGUCGCCGAACGCUCGCAAGCGCCUCAGCCCUCGCAAAUUCCUCAACCCUCACAAGCACCUUCCUUCGACGGCGCACAAGCGGACAACCCGGAGUUCACUCCCGCUCCACUCGAUCGCCACAGUAGUGUGUACGGCGAGUGGAUGGCGCCUGCUGCCGCUGGAGUUGCAGGUGCUGGUGCCGGAGCCUUGGGCGCGGAUUAUUGGCGUCAGCAGCGGGAUCGAGCUGCCGCUGAUAAGAACAAUCAGACGCAGGGCCAGACGCAGAGGCAAGUGCAGCCACAGAUGCAGAGCGAGAUGCAGAGAGAGGAGCCUGCUUCAGCUUCGGCAGCAGGGCUGGCAGGAUCGAAUGUGCCGGAGGAGAGGGAUGUUGGGGCUGGAGGGCGUGAGGGGGAUAGUGUUGCGUACUCGGCUGGUGGGAUUGUGUUGCCGAUUCGACAGCACGAGCAACAGCAGCAGCCGGUGCAGCAGCAGCCACCAAUCCCGCAGCAGGAACGGGAGCCUGUUCGGCAGCAGCAGCCGAUCCAGCAGGAACAGCCUUUGCAGCAGCAGGAACGGCAGCCCAUUCAGCAGCAGGAACGAGAGCCUCUUCAGCAGCAGCAGCCGAUCCAGCAGGAACAGCCUUUGCAGCAGCAGGAACGGCAGCCCAUUCAGCAGCAGGAACGAGAGCCUCUUCAGCAGCAGCAGCAGCGCGCUCUUCAGCCGCAACAGCCGUUUCAGCAACAGCUACCUUUUCUACAGCAGCAGCCUGUUCAGCAGCUGACCCCAUCGUUCCCGCAGCAGGAGCAGCAGCCAACGCCAUUCCAGCAGAAUCAGCCGCUACCGCAAAGGGCUGCCCCAUCUACAAGCACCUCGACGACAACGACUGGUAGCGUCGGAGGCGGCGUGGAGAGAAGUGUUCGUGGUGGCAGUGGUAGUGGUAGUGGUCUGGGCGGCCUCGAGAGCAAGGGUGCCCACGAGACCGGUCGCUUUCCCACGGUCGUAAGGCACGACACGGACAUGACGAUCAGUGCGUUGCAUGUGCCCGGUGAGUUUCCGAAGCGGACGUAACGUAACGUAACGUAACGUAGCGGAAUUGGGGUGGAUGUGGGAGGUUCAGCGUGGCAGUUCAUCGCUGGUGGAUGCUAGUAAGUUGAGGUAGCUCUUUGGGACCAAAUGUUGGCGAUGUUUUUUGGUCGUUUUAGUCGCUUCUUCGAGUUCAUCUAACACUUCCCCCUCGACCUCCUCGCGCCGCUCCCUUCCCAGCUCUUCCCACGCCGGAAAGAGAAGCUCUCGCCCCUGUCGUCCCUCUUGCUCCGGCAACCCUCCCAGCUCGUCCACUGCCACGCAGAGACGCUGCCCCUCGUCCACCAGAUGGCAGGGUA